AUGAGCGAGUUCAACUACCAAGGGCUGUUCGCGGAGCGGGCCCCGAUAACGACGCGGGGGGCGAACCGGCACGCCAAGUAUGACUUCGCGGUUGCCUACCCCGACCCGGAUACGCUGCCCCUGACGGGCCUGGUGGAGGCGCUGAGCACCGCGCUGGAGAGGGAGGGACGCGACCUGGCGUACUAUCCGGUUUCAGCCGGCUAUCCUCCGCUACGGGAACUGGUGGCGGACAAGUUGCGGCGGGACCGGCAGAUGGAUGUCACCGCCGACGACAUCAUACUGACGUCGGGGUCGGGCGAAGCGAUCAAUAUGCUGAUUCAGGCGAUGACGGAUCCGGGGGACGUGCUGCUGACCGAGGAGUACGUGUACCUGGGUACGAUGCGGCAGAUGCGGCUGUGGGGCGCGAACGUGGUGGGCGUCAAGUGCGACGACGACGGGAUCAUACCGGAAGCGCUGGACGAGACGAUUCGGGCGCAGGAGGCAGCGGGCCGCCGGGUGAAAUUCCUGUAUACCAUUCCCACGUUUCAAAAUCCGCUGGGAUGGACGGCGACCCUGGAACGGCGGCAGCGCAUGCUCGAAGUCUGUCAGAGUCACGGUGUGCCGAUCCUGGAGGAUGACUGUUACGUGGACCUGCGGUUCGAGGGCGAGGACGUGACGUCCAUCAGCAGCAUGGACGACAGCGGGCAAGUGCUGUACACCGGGUCGAUGUCCAAGAUCAUCGCGCCGGGGGUGCGGAUGGGAUACCUGGUGGCACCGGAAAUGGUGCGGGAGCGGGCGCUGAGCUUCAAGUCUGGCGGCGUGAACCAGUUCGCGGCGCUGGCGAUUGAGGAAUACCUGCGGAACCACAUGUAUGACCACAUCGACGAGGAGAACCAGGCGCUGCGGGCCAAGCGCGACGCGAUGCUGGCGGCGCUGGGCGAGCACUUUGGCAACCGCGCCACGUGGUCGAAACCUGAGGGCGGGCUGUACCUGUGGCUGACGAUGCCGGAGGGGACCGACCUGGCCGGGUUCCAGGACCAGUCGUUCAGCGAGGGCGUCGGAUACUACAGCGGGUCGAUGUUCUCGCCGGAGGGGAACGGCCGGCACAUGGCGCGGUUGUGCUUCGGACAUCCGACGGCGCAGACGGUGUCGGACGGGAUUGCGGAACUGGCGGCGAUCUUCGAACGGAACGGUAUAUUUCAAGGCAAAUAA
Geodia barretti is the source of this 1191-nucleotide messenger RNA. Lineage: Eukaryota; Metazoa; Porifera; Demospongiae; Tetractinellida; Geodiidae. The record is from the annotation of a GenBank genome assembly.